AUGAACUCACCUUCAGUUUUAUUGAAAAAACAUAUGAAGGAAAAAGUGGAGAAUAUGAGUGCAGCCAAUGCUUCAUCAUCCCCUCGGAUCAGUAUAAACACCACCCCUUAUGGCUCGCCAAGCAAAUCAUGGUUUGAAAUGGUGGAAGGCGAUGAUGAUGUUGAGCUGUAUUCUGAUGAGCAUUUCCAGAGAAUCACAACACCUGACGUCCUUCAGCCUCUUUCAUCACCCACGACCAUAAAUGGUAUUUCACCUCCCACAAGCGAUGAUGAGGAAGAUGAAGCAGCUAUUCCUGGUACAGAUGGUGAUGCAACAUUGGAAGAUGACUCAUCGAGGCCUCACAUGCUUAGAAGCCGUUGGACCAUAUUUUACGAUCAAGGAUUCAAGACAGGCACAAAUCCCGAAGAUUACGAGAAAUCAAUUAAUCAAAUCGGAUCUUUUGAUAGUAUUGAAGAUUUUUGGAGGUAUUGGAAUAAUAUUAACCUGCCCUAUUACAAAAUGCCUUCAUAUCUCAAUUUGAGAUUAUUUAAAGAGGGUAUUAAACCUUUGUAUGAGGAUCCAAAGAAUAUUGACGGAGGACGUUGGGUCAUUCAAACUCAUAAAAAGGAGUCACGCCAGGCCACAUGGAAUGAAAUUGUUCUGGCUGUCAUUGGAGAGAAGCACUUCAGCGACAAGUAUGAGGUGAAUGGCGUAGUAUUAAGCAGCAGAAAAACAUAUGAUGCCAUUCAGAUAUGGAAUGGAUGCAUGCUGGAUAGAAAACACAUUCAAUACAUCAUGAAGAAAAUUAGGAGCAUUUUGCAAAGUAUUGACACCGAUGACACCACCACAAUCGAAUAUCAAGCCAACAGAGGAGUUAAAAAAUACAAUGAAAAGGAGACAAUUCGGAAAUCAGUGUUGCAAGCUCUUCGCAAUCAAGUCAGAUUCACUUCGUUCUCUCCUCCUUCAUCUCCGUCGUUGAAUUCGCCUUCUUUCCCUCCAAUUAUGACCUCUACCUCCAAACACCUUUCUCCUCUCUCCAAUCCAGCCAAUAUGUACACAGCUGCCGACUUUUUACCUCCUCUCUCACUUGAAGAAUUAGAAUCCGAGUUGUUAAAAUCAUCUGAUUCGAAGAACGAUGACAUCGACCCUCCAGCAGCAGCAUCAACAUUAUCCUCAACAACUAAUACUGUACAGAAAUCGAAUGAUCUGAAAGACAAUAGCGACUCUCUUCCAUCCAAACGCAACGAUCAGGGAUCCUCAUCAUCUUCUCAAAUCACUCCAAAUACAUUAUUCAGUGCUGGCCAUUCCAUAGGACGUGCAAGUGGAGGAUUUGUGGUUGGAAGAGGAUUCCAUCUAAAUAGCUCUAGAUCAAGAUUACAAAAUAAUAACUCUCACAAAUCUUCCAUUGUGAAAGCAGACACAAUCGAAGACACACCACAACACAUGGAUGAAGAAAAGGUCUCUACUCCACCAUCACAACCCACUUCAGAUAAGCUCAAAGACUCCACUCAUGAAGAAAAUUACUGUUCGACUUCUUCCCAUAGCGAUGAGGAGGAAAGCGAUGGCGAUACAGACGUUUCGACUACAUCAUCAACUAACAAUGCUCAACAAGAGAGUGACGAAGAAACUUCUACUACCGAAGAAAUGCAAACAAAACCAUCUUCUGUGAUCAAAGGAAGUAUUAAGCAUAAUGGUGAAGUUUUAAAAUUAAUUUCACUUUUUGUAAUGGCAGUAAUUUGGCAAAUCAUUAAUACGACGAAGUAA
Naegleria fowleri is the source of this 1743-nucleotide messenger RNA. RefSeq lists its product as uncharacterized. The coding region runs from base 1 to 1743 and encodes 580 amino acids. NCBI's taxonomy places the organism in Eukaryota, Heterolobosea, Eutetramitea, Acrasida, Naegleriidae. Gene Ontology annotation, molecular function: translation initiation factor activity; RNA 7-methylguanosine cap binding. Gene Ontology annotation, biological process: translational initiation. The record is from RefSeq and is a predicted model, not a curated record. The transcript has 3 exons. Gene Ontology annotation, cellular component: eukaryotic translation initiation factor 4F complex.